GAUUAUCUGUUUCUCCCGUAUAAAAGUCUCAGACCAGAUUACAAGACCAUCUGCUGCAGUAGUGCCAAAACCACAGCAAGUGAAGCGGUGACCACCAACUACUGGUGCGAGGGGACCAGGAAGGUGCCCAAACCUUUCUGCACAGGACCGCCAGUGAAGGUAAAGCAGUGGUUCUGCAUCCGUUUCAACAGCUCCAACAUCAACGACAGCCGCUUGGUGCAGUACAUCUUUGAGACCGGAGAGGAGAAGUUUCUUUUGAGGAAGUUCCACGCGGGAAUAUUUUUCUCCUGUGAGCAGGCCGCCGACAUGAACGGGUUCAACUGUCGAGACUUCUCAGAGAUCGCACCAGAACACGAGAGAGGGGUCCUGUGGUUGUGUAUAGUGGCUGAGAGUCUGUACCUCACCCUGCUCUUCACAGGCGGGGCUCUGAUGACCCUGGAGCAAUGUCCCAGCUUUAGUAUCAUGAACAAACUGAAGCUUAGUGCCUUCGCCGCCAUGUGCACCGCCCUGUCAGGCCUUUGUGGGAUGGUGGCCCACAUGAUGUUUACCACCAUAUUCCAGCUGGCUGUCGCUAUGGGGCCAGAAGACUGGAGACCCAAGACCUGGGACUACAGCUGGUCUUAUGUCUUAGCAUGGGGCUCUUUUGGCACCUGCAUGGGCUCUGCAGUGACGGCGCUCAACAGAUACACAAAGACGAUCAUCGAGUUUAAAUACAAGCGGCGAAACAUCGAGAAGAGCCUGAUGAUCAAGCAGAUGGUGAUCGAGCUGGACCUCCCAGAGCAGAUGUGGGACAUGUACCUGACCGCUGUGCCCGCUGAUGUUGAGGCACAGCUGGACCUGCCGGUCAACGGCCACGAACCGUCCACGGGGACGACGUAUGUGCUCGAGAUGGACAGUGGAUCGGAACAACAGGGAGAGGAGUACUGCUGAAAAUAGAUCCCUGCCUUGCAUUACCCACUGAGGCUGAUUGUCUUACAGAUUCUUCAUGUUUGUUCAACUUUGGACAUAUUUUCUGAAUUUACCUUUAUUUAAAUUGCAGGCCCAAAGGGUUAAAGGACUGAAAGUCCUAUUGCAAAUGGACACAAAACUAAUAUGAUGACCAAAAUGACCACAAAGAGACACAAAUUGACCAUAAAGAGACACAAAAUGACUACAAAGAGACACAAAAUGACCAU
Messenger RNA from Larimichthys crocea (large yellow croaker), 1175 nucleotides. Its product is annotated as germ cell-specific gene 1-like protein. Lineage: Eukaryota; Metazoa; Chordata; Actinopteri; Sciaenidae. The record is from RefSeq and is a predicted model, not a curated record. The transcript is spliced from 6 exons. The coding region runs from base 307 to 930 and encodes 207 amino acids. Gene Ontology annotation, cellular component: plasma membrane.